This is a messenger RNA of Lycium barbarum (goji berry), 1246 nucleotides long. RefSeq lists its product as uncharacterized. The record is from RefSeq and is a predicted model, not a curated record. The transcript has a single exon. Lineage: Eukaryota; Viridiplantae; Streptophyta; Magnoliopsida; Solanales; Solanaceae. Bases 223 to 870 code for a protein of 215 amino acids.
ACAUAAACUAAAUUCCAGGAGUUCUAGAAGCACACGUGUGAAAUGUGGGCCCUCCAGUCCCUUUCCCAACAAGGAAAAUAUACUUCCAGAACCCCCAUAUAAAAACCCAGCAAAGAACAUAACAUAACAAACAAUCAAACAAACAAUUGCCUCUCCCUUAAAUUCAAGCAUAAACCUACACAGCAACAAACCUAAAUACAACAUAAACAAUUCCCUCUCAAAAUGCAGGAAGCCGUCGAAGAUGGAUAUUUAUGCCUAUGCCCCAGCUUUAACAAUUUUGGAUAUUUAGCAGAAAUCGCUGCUAAAAUCUCCGAUGAAUUUCAGUCAUCGGAGAACGAUAGCUUCGAUGAUGACGAAGAUUUUGAAUUUUCUUUGGUCAGUGAAAAUCCUGAUACCGCCGAAUUCAUCUAUGAGGACGGUCAAACUAAAUUCCAGCCAAGUUUCCCUGUUUUCAACCGCGAUUUAUUACCAAUGGCUGAUGACGAUUCUAAGAAAGUUAACGACGAUAAGUCUGAUAGUUCAAUUCGUAUUCCUUUGAAGAAUUUAUUUCUAGAAGAACAGGAAUCCACAUCGGAGGCGGAUGAAUUCGAGACGAUACCUGAGGGAACAUAUUGUGUGUGGAAGCCGAAGAUAACGGAGCUAUCACCUGGAAAAUGUAAGAAGAGUAAAUCAACAGGAUCGGUAUCUAAACGGUGGCCAAGGAUUCGAGAUUUGUUACGGAGGAGUAAUAGCGAUGGGAAGGACAAUUUUGUAUUUCUGAUACUGAAAAAGGCGACGAUAAACAACAACAAUAUAUCUAGUGUGAUUUCACAAUUGGAAUCUGCGGAUAGAGUGCACGUGAAGCUCUUGCCUCAAACAAAACCAAAUUAAAGUAGUUCAGAAAAGAAAAAGGCGAUAAAAGAUGAAACAGGAAAAGCGAAGAAUUCCGGCGAGGUUGUGAAGGCGGCCGGAAAAUUGAAGGGGUCACCGGCGGCUGGUCAGCAGACACUUUAUUAUGUACGAAAUAGAGAGGGUAAAGAAGUUGAUAAGAAUAGGAGAAAAUCAUAUUUACCGUACAGGAAGACCUAAUAGGGGCUUUCGCCAUUGGUUUGAGCAAAAGUUAUCGUCCAUUUUAACACCAUGUAAAUGCCCUCUAGUAAUAGAAUUAUUAUGGAGAUUUUUGUACCAUGUGAUUUUGGGACAAAUCAUUACAAAAUGUAUGUUGCUUUUUUACUUCCCAAUUCUUAAAGUAAAAGAAUUCUGAUAA